AUGUUUUCACGCAACAAGAAGCGGCCAGUAUCCCAGCAGCCAGCACAAACCCCCGCAAAGCCACAGCAAAACGGCCAACAUCUGCAGUCACGGCCCUCUACGACCAGUAAUCCAUAUUACCAGCAUGCACACAACAAUCCCCCUCCUCCUCCGCCCACCGCACGCCCAUACCGUCAUCCCCCACCUGGCGCUGACAUGCGCCUCUGGCAAGUGUUUUGCAAUGUUGACAAGGAUGGAAGUGGUGCGAUAGAUCUGCGGGAACUCCAGCAGGCACUCAUCAAUUCAAACUGGACCACCUUUGAUCUUGAUACCAUCAAGAUGCUCAUGAACAUCUUUGACACGGACCGCAGUGGCACAAUAGGCUUCAACGAGUUUGCAGGACUCUAUAAGUAUAUAGAAGACUGGCAAGGCGUCUUUCGGCAUUACGACCAGGACCGAAGUGGCACGAUCGAAGAGAGAGAACUCUUUGACGCCCUCAAUGGGUUUGGAUACAACUUAUCCCCUUACAUCGUGCGCAUGAUUCUCCACAAGUACAGUAGCACGCCCGUUACUGGCUACGGCAUGCCGUCGCCCUCUAUCACCUUUGACCGCUUUGUUCGCGCCUGUGUCGUCGUCAAAGAUCUCACCGACUCCUUCCGAGCAGCGGACCGUGACAAUGACGGAUGGAUCCAAAUCAAUUACGACCAAUACAUGAGCAUGUUUCUCAAAUCGCCAUGA
Messenger RNA from Serendipita indica DSM 11827, 717 nucleotides. NCBI's taxonomy places the organism in Eukaryota, Fungi, Basidiomycota, Agaricomycetes, Sebacinales, Serendipitaceae. The record is from the annotation of a GenBank genome assembly.